AGGUUCUCACGGUGAAUGGCAAGAACAAUAACACACGAAACCUGCAAAAGUAUAUUUGUGCAAAAUAUAAAUAAAUAAACAAUGGCACAUGAUCGGGAGGUGCUGCGCAUGAUAUGGGAGGGUCAGAUUGGCAUUUGCUUUCAAGCCGACAGCGAGGAAAUAGUCGGCAUUAGGCCCGAGCCGUUCUAUCUGAUGGUCUCUCGUCUCAGCUAUUUACCGCUGGUCACUGACAAGGUGCGAAAGUAUUUCACCCGCUACAUAGCCGCCGAGCAUCAGGAUGGCGCCGCGUGGUUCGAUUUCAAUGGAACGCCGCUGCGUCUACACUAUCCAAUUGGUGUGCUCUAUGAUCUACUGCAUCCGGAUGAGGACAGCACACCGUGGAGCAUUACCAUACACUUUUCCAAAUUUCCCGAGGAGAAGCUAGUCAAAUUAAACACAAAAGAGCUGCUGGAAUCGCAUUACCUGUCCUGCCUGAAGGAAGCCGAUGUGCUCAAGCAUCGUGGCUUGGUCAUCUCUGCCAUGCAAAAGAAGGAUCACAAUCAGCUCUGGCUGGGCCUGAUCAAUGACAAGUUCGAUCAAUUCUGGGCGGUCAACAGGCGCCUCAUGGAGCCCUACAGCGAUCAGGAAUCAUUCAAAAACAUUCCAAUUCGUUUCUACUACGAUGAUGAUUUCACCUACAUGCAGAAGCUAAUAACGCCGCUGAGCCAGAGCGGACAAAAGAAGAAUCUGGCCGAUCUGAUGGCCGAAUUAUCGACACCUGUGCGCAAAGCGGUUGGCUUUCGCACGCAUGGCAUCGAGUUGCACGAGGAGACGCAACUGCAAUGGAUGUCCGAGCAUUUGAGUUAUCCCGACAACUUUCUGCAUUUAUCGGUCGACUAUAAAAACGAAUAACUCGCACUCACACUCGCACUCACACACACACUCACACACACACUCACACCCAUAUUCAUACUUGUCGACAAAUGGAGAGUGCGUUACCAGCGAGCGUUUUAUGGCUUUAACCCAGGGCCGAUCUUCAAACGGAUCGAUUUACAAAGACAAACAACCAACUAUAGCAUCUAAUUUAUGAUUUAAUUUCAAUGUACAACAUACAUACAACAUUUAUGUAGCAUAUUUAUGCAAUAAUAUAUAUAUAUAUAUAGCUUUGAUCUAGCAUUUAUACUAUAUAGAUAUAGAUAUAGAUGUGUACGCAACGCAAAUAGAUUUGCACGUCAAUUC
Drosophila grimshawi is the source of this 1218-nucleotide messenger RNA. It is a transcript of the gene Atg5, whose product is annotated as autophagy protein 5. Gene Ontology annotation, cellular component: Atg12-Atg5-Atg16 complex; phagophore assembly site membrane; cytoplasm. Gene Ontology annotation, biological process: autophagy of mitochondrion; autophagosome assembly; cellular response to nitrogen starvation. The record is from RefSeq and is a predicted model, not a curated record. Bases 82 to 891 code for a protein of 269 amino acids. The transcript is spliced from 6 exons. NCBI's taxonomy places the organism in Eukaryota, Metazoa, Arthropoda, Insecta, Diptera, Drosophilidae.